AUGGCGGCGGAUUCGGCGGCGGGAAAUGCGGGGAACGCGCAGGCGGAGCUUCCCGUUAUCUUCGUGUCGCACGGAUCGCCAAUGGCGGCGGUGGAAGAAGACGAAACGUCAGCCUUCUGGCAACGCCUCGGGAAACAGGUCGCCGCCUUACCAGGCAUUAAGGCCAUCCUCGUUAUAAGCGCGCACUGGGAGGCGGACGGGGCGGCAAUCCGGGUGAACAGUGCCACCCAGCCAGCCACUAUUCACGACUUUUACGGAUUUCCCAAGGAGCUGUACGCGUUACAGUAUCCUGUCAAGGGAUUGCCGGAGCUGGCACAGCGUGUAGUUGAGCUCCUCUCGGCCAAUCACAUUAGAGCUGAGCUGGACGCCUCCCACGGCCUUGAUCACGGCGCAUGGGUCCCGCUGCGCUGGAUGCUGCCACGUGGCAGCAUCCCAGUGGUCCAGAUGUCGUUGCACGGCGGCAGCAGUCGGCAAGUGGGGAACGCUAUAACGAGUAUGCAACGCCAUGUGGAGCUGGGUCGGGCUUUAAGGCCGCUCAGGAAGGAGGGUGUGCUGGUGCUGGCGAGUGGUGGUGCUGUGCAUAAUCUAAGAGAAGUUGGAUCGUACUUUGGGACCAAGAAGGUGGCAUCCUACGUGGCACCCUUUGAUUCGCUGCUGGAUGAUGCAAUCACCAAGGCCGAGUCAGAUCAAGACAUGCUCACCCGCCUCCUGGCGCUCUCCUCCCACCCUCUCCUGCCGAAGGCUCAUCCCAACAUCGAACACCUUCUCCCUCUCUACGUCGCUGCAGGUGCUGCCACUGGUGCCUCUAACGUCGAUUCCGCUCCAUAUCCCUCCCUCUGUCCUCUCCUGCCCUCCCUCCCUGCAGCUCUCUCCUCUCACCCUCUCCUGCCCAAGGCCCAUCCCACCAUCGAGCACCUUCUCCCUCUCUACGUGGCUGCUGGCCCAUCCCACCAUCGAGCACCACCUCCCUCUCUCAGUCACUUCACGCAUGACACUCAUUUUCCCCUCCCUCUCCCCUCGUCCUUCCCUCUCCCUUCUGCCCCCCCUGCAGCGCUCUCCUCCCACCCGCUCCUGCCCAAGGCCCAUCCCACCAUCGAGCACCUUCUCCCUCUCUACGUUGCUGCUGCACGGCACACAGGAGGCUGGGUGGUACUUGCAGCCUCUCCUCUCUCUCUUAACUUCAUCUCACUCCCUCUCCUCACCUCCGUUCCCACUCUCUCUCAUCACGCCCUCACUCACACACUCCUUUCACUCGCAGCACGGGGCACAGAAGGUCGGGCAGCAACUGCAGCCUCAACACAUGGCAGCAAAACACGUGCCUCCCCUCUGCACCACCUCACAGCCUGUCUGCACCUUCCUUCUCACUUCCUCUCCUCACCUCCUUUUCCACAUCACGGAUCACAGAAGGUCGGGCAGGUCUUGCAGCCUCAACACAUGGCAGCAAUACAUGUGCCUCCCCUCUGCACCACCUCACUGCCUGUCCGCACCAUCCUUCCCACCCCAAACCUCACCUUCCUUCCCACCCCAAACCUCACCUUCCUUCCCACCCCAAACCUCACCUUCCUUCCCACCCCAAACCUCACCUUCCUUCUCACCCCAAACCUCACCUUCCUUCCCACCCCAAACCUCACCUUCCUUCCCACCCCAAACCUCACCUUCCUUCCCACCCCAAACCUCACCUUCCUUCCCACCCCAAACCUCACCUUCCUUCCCACCCCAAACCUCACCUUCCUUCCCACCCCAAACCUCACCUUCCUUCCCACCCCAAACCUCACCUUCCUUCCCACCCCAAACCUCACCUUCCUUCCCACCCCAAACCUCACCUUCCUUCCCACCCCAAACCUCACCUUCCUUCCCACCCCGAACCUCACCUUCCUUCCCACCCCAAACCUCACCUUCCUUCCCACCCCGAACCUCACCUUCCUUCCCACCCCAAACCUCACCUUCCUUCCCACCCCAAACCUCACCUUCCUUCCCACCCCAAACCUCACCUUCCUUCCCACCCCAAACUUCACCUUCCUUCCCACCCCAAACCUCACCUUCCUUCCCACCCCAAACCUCACCUUCCUUCCCACCCCAAACCUCACCUUCCUUCCCACCCCAAACCUCACCUUCCUUCCCACCCCAAACCUCACCUUCCUUCCCACCCCAAACCUCACCUUCCUUCCCACCCCAAACCUCACCUUCCUUCCCACCCCAAACCUCACCUUCCUUCCCACCCCAAACCUCACCUUCCUUCCCACCCCAAACCUCACCUUCCUUCCCACCCCAAACCUCACCUUCCUUCCCACCCCAAACCUCACCUUCCUUCCCACCCCAAACCUCACCUUCCUUCCCACCCCAAACCUCACCUUCCUUCCCACCCCAAACCUCACCUUCCUUCCCACCCCAAACCUCACCUUCCUUCCCACCCCAAACCUCACCUUCCUUCCCACCCCAAACCUCACCUUCCUUCCCACCCCAAACCUCACCUUCCUUCCCACCCCAAACCUCACCUUCCUUCCCACCCCAAACCUCACCUUCCUUCCCACCCCAAACCUCACCUUCCUUCCCACCCCAAACCUCACCUUCCUUCCCAACCCAAUAUUCACUUUCCUUCCCAACCCAAACCUCACCUCCUUUCCCAUAGCACGGAGCACAGAAGCUACCACAUCGCACCCCAUAUUACCGCACCACAUCCCAUGUUAUCGCAUCACACCGCACACCACCACCACUCACAGGGCCGUCCCUGGUGGGGUGGGAAAAGGCAGGGGAGGGUGGAAGGAGAUGGGGAGAUGGGAGGCGGGGAGAUGGUAUCAGGGACUCCUGUGUGGAGAGGGAGGAGAUGGAGCGAGGGAUGGUGCCUGCAAGCUUGUUGCCUCGGAGGUCUCUAGUGGUUGUGGAGAGGCAGGAAAGGGGGAGGAUGGGAUGGGAGACAAAGGUAGAGGCCUGAGAGCAGACGGAGUAGGAAAUGGAGUGAGGGAUGGUGCCUGCAAGCUUGUUGCCUCGGAGGUCUCUAGUGGUUGUGGAGAGGCAGGAAAGGGGGAGGAUGGGAUGGGAGACAAAGGUAGAGGCCUGAGAGCAGACGGAGUAGGAAAUGGAGUGAGGGAUGGUGCCUGCAAGCUUGUUGCCUCGGAGGUCUCUAGUGGUUGUGGAGAGGCAGGAAAGGGGGAGGAUGGGAUGGGAGACAAAGGUAGAGGCCUGAGAGCAGACGGAGUAGGAAAUGGAGUGAGGGAUGGUGCCUGCAAGCUUGUUGCCUCGGAGGUCUCUAGUGGUUGUGGAGAGGCAGGAAAGGGGGAGGAUGGGAUGGGAGACAAAGGUAGAGGCCUGAGAGCAGACGGAGUAGGAAAUGGAGUGAGGGAUGGUGCCUGCAAGCUUGUUGCCUCGGAGGUCUCUAGUGGUUGUGGAGAGGCAGGAAAGGGGGAGGAUGGGAUGGGAGACAAAGGUAGAGGCCUGAGAGCAGACGGAGUAGGAAAUGGAGUGAGGGAUGGUGCCUGCAAGCUUGUUGCCUCGGAGGUCUCUAGUGGUUGUGGAGAGGCAGGAAAAGGGGUAGGAUGGAGAGAUAAGGAGAUGGGAGGCGGGGAGAUGGGAGGCAGGGAGAUGGGAGGCGGGGAGAUGGGAGGCGGGGAGAUGGGAGACGGGGAGAUGGGAGGCGGGGAGAUGGGAGGCGGGGAGAUGGGAGGCGGGGAGAUGGGAGGCGGGGAGAUGGGAGGCGGGGAGAUGGGAGGCGGAGAGAUGGGAGGCGGGGAGAUGGGAGGCGGGGAGAUGGGAGGCGGGGAGAUGGGAGGCGGGGAGAUGGGAGGCGGGGAGAUGGGAGGCGGGGAGAUGGGAGGCGGGGAGAUGGGAGGCGGGGAGAUGGGAGGCGGGGAGAUGGGAGGCGGGGAGAUGGGAGGCGGGGAGAUGGUAUCAGGGACUCCUGUGUGGAGAGGGAGGAGAUGGAGCGAGGGAUGCUGCCUGUGA
This is a messenger RNA of Closterium sp. Naga37s-1, 3939 nucleotides long. The record is from the annotation of a GenBank genome assembly. NCBI's taxonomy places the organism in Eukaryota, Viridiplantae, Streptophyta, Zygnematophyceae, Desmidiales, Closteriaceae.